Messenger RNA from Eutrema salsugineum, 1232 nucleotides. Its product is annotated as putative F-box/kelch-repeat protein At2g29810. The record is from RefSeq and is a predicted model, not a curated record. The coding region runs from base 1 to 1110 and encodes 369 amino acids. Lineage: Eukaryota; Viridiplantae; Streptophyta; Magnoliopsida; Brassicales; Brassicaceae. The transcript has 3 exons. Gene Ontology annotation, molecular function: protein binding.
AUGGUUAUUAUCUCUGAAAUUCCCGACGAAUCCAACGACGGCGAUCCGAGCAAGAAACCGCAAGAACCACCCAACCCGAGCCAGGAACAGCCACAACUACCCAACGAACUCAUCGAACUUUGCGUCGCGCGCGUCUCGAGAUGUGAUUUACCGGUAAUAUCCCUCGCCUCCAAAACAUUCCGCCGUCUCAUCCGUUUGCCGGAGUUUGAACUCACGCGCUCGAAGCUCUCCAUCACCGAACGCAUUCUUUACGCUUUGAUCGGAUUCCCUCCUCGCGAAUUCCCAAGCUUUUACAUUCUCUAUCGACAAAAUCUCUCCUUGCGAUUGCGCAGAGUCGAAUCUCUUCCUCCGAUGCAUUUUGGCUCCGCCGUCGUCACAAUCGGGCCGGAGAUAUACUUAAUCGGCGGAUGCGACGCCGACGGCCAAAGAGACACAACGGAUGUGUUUCUCAUCGAUUGCAGAACCCACACGCGCCGCUCGCUUCCGAGUAUGAAGGUCCCUCGCUGCCACGCAGCCGCCGGAGUAAUCGACGGGAGGAUUUACGUGAUCGGAGGUUGCAAGAUGCGAUCUUUGAAUUGGGUCGAAUUGUUCGUUCUAAAGGAGCAGACUUGGAUUGGAAUGAAGAGGAAGAAGAAAAUAGACGUUGAUAUUAUCGAUCGACAAUUUCAUUUUGUGGCAUACGCGGUGAUGGAAAAGAGGAUUUACGCUUUGGAUCGAGAAUGCUCUUGUGGCAAAGCAUCGUCUUGUGUUGUUGAUGAUAGGCUCUACACGAUUGAUCCCUUUCGUAAUCUUGGACAUCCCAUUGUCGUGUAUGAUCCAAAGGACGGGAAGUGGAGGCCUGUGAGAGGUGUGAAUGGUUUGCCUUGUAACGUCUAUGGGUAUGCUUAUGAGUCUAAAAUGGCCAAUCUUGGAGGGAAGCUGGUGAUUCUGGUCAAUAAUCAGAGCCAGUGGUGGGAUUACAACGGUGAAAAGCAGAUCUGGUGCGUGGAGAUUGCUUUGGAGACACGUCAAGGAGGUGAGAUUUGGGGGAAGCUAGAAUCAGUCGAUCUUGUGCUCACGACCAUCAAGUCCCCGCCUUUGAUCGAGCUUUGUCAAACUGUUACCGUUUGAUGAUGGUUUCUUGCAGAUGUUUAGGCAGCUUGUUGAAGCAGAGUGGCUAACAAGUUGUUAUCUGACGCCUUAUGCAAGAGUAACUUGUCCAUUUUCAUUUUUUUGUGAAGUGUAGAUUUCUG